AUGAAUCAACAACAUGGCCAGUUUGAGAAGGAAACAGAAAAUAAGAGCAGCGAUUAUGGCGACGGGUGGAGCACGGACGAGGACGAGCCGUCCGUGUUUCGCCCGAACGCCAUCGCGUUCCCCACCCACACAGCUGACAAUCGCGGCGCGCAGGAGCAUCGCAGCGCGGUGCACCAUCAUAGUUUCGUAGCAGCUCCUGAGAGCUACGGCGACAGGCAGGCCCUCCUCAACACUUGUCUGCUCCCUCACUCUCUCGCCGCCUCAACACCCCUCCCCUGGCAAUUAUCGCACACACCCCACAUCCUUUCCCUGCCUGCUCCUCCUGUUCAUCCUCCUCCUGCUGCUGCUGCUGCCGCCGUGGCACCCUCCCCUUCGCCCUCUGCCACACGACAUCCAUCCUCUCUCCGAGAUCCGAGCAUACCCGCCACGAGCACGCACCCUGCCGCUGUGAGUGCACCCCGCACUCUUCCUCCUCCGGCUGAGGGGGGAAAGGACUUGGAGCGUAUAAAGGCAGAGGGUGCAGAUGGCAUGGCAGGUGGUGGGGGUGACAUGGCAGCGUCUGUAUGUGGGGCGGCAGUGGGGAUUGAGGGGUGUGAGGACGAGCCUGCUGAUGCUCCCCUGCGACAACUAGAUCUGGACCCUCGGCGGAGAGAGGUGGGUGUUGAGGGGGACUUGGAGGCUGGUGCUGGUGCGGGAGAAGAGGGAAGGCAGGGGGAACGUGAAGCUACAGAGAAGGGCACAUCAGCAUUGGAGGAAGCUGCAGAUGCCUCACUCUCAGCGCCAUCACCUGCUGCUCUCGCCGCAGCCCUGCUUGCGCCCACUGCCCCCCACCACGCCCCUGUGCGCAGCGGGCGCAUCUACACGCGCCGCCGCGCCCGCUCCGGCGCUCGCAGCACUGCUGAGCGCUGCAGCAGCUGGGGACGGGGGGGCGCUGAUUGCACUGCCGCAGCGGGGGAAGGGGGAGGAGGUGGGGACGAGGGGGGCGGGGGAGAAAAGGGGGAAGGACGCAAGGAGGGGGAGGAGGAAGCUGGACAAGGGGAGGGAGAGGAUGGGCAGGGGGAUGGGGAGGAAGGGAACAGCAGCAGCUGUGGGGAAGGUGAGGAGGGCACGGGACAAGGGGCUGGUGGCGGGGAAAAGGGGCCAGGAGGGGGAGGAAGGGGAGGAAAGGGAGGGGCAGUGAAGCUUGAUGCGGUGAGAGAGAGGCUAGUGGGGCGGGUGGCCAAGGGCAGGCGGCGAGGCAAGGGGGGAGGUGCAGCGGGGGCAGCGGGGGCGUUGGGGCAGCAGGUGGCAGUGCGGGCGGGGAUAGCAGAGCGGGCAGCAGGCAGGCGUAGCAUGGAGUUUGGCGCUGAAGUGAGCGUGGAGGGCACGGGCGUGGGGGGGGGAAGAAGCAGAACCCUGGCGGAGCUGGUUGUAGCGCGGGGGAGGGGGAGUGCGCGGGGGAAAGGUAAGGGGGGGAAGAAGGGGGACGGACGCGGGAAGGGGAAGGGGGAGGGGGAUGGGGAGGGGGAGGUGCGGGUGCUGUGGUUAGCGGAUUCAAGUGUUGCUGCCCGCCCCUUGGGGGAUGGGGAGGGGGACGAGGAGGGGGGGGAAGAAGAGAGGGGGGUGGGAGAAGGGGAGGAUCAGGAGGGGGCGGGGACGGUGGGAAGGCAGGGUGUGAAAGGUGCGCAGUUGGGCAGUGGGCGGAAGAGAAAGGGUGCUGGCAAAGGGGAGGAGGUGGGGGAAGAAAGUGGAGGGGAGGAAGUGGGGAAGGGAGAUGGAGGGGGCGCGGGUGACGGGGAGGUGAAGGCGGGAGGGCAGAAAGGGGAAGAUGGGGUUGAAAAGGAAAAGGAAGAAGAUGCAUCGGGCGGGGGAGCAGAGGAGAAAGGCACUGCUUCUGCACCUGCCCUCCUCACUGCACCCGAAGGUGCAAACUCUGUUUCUGCUGCCGCCACAGCAGCACCAGCACAUGCGUUUAUGUCUCAUAGCGACAUGGCAGCUUCUUUGCAUGCAUCAGAACCACACAAGUCAGCAGCAGUGGCACCGAGGGAAGCUCCGGCAUCAGAUGAAGCAACAGCAGCACCAUCCCCUGAGGCAGCACCCAUGCCAGAAGGCACGGAGGCAGCACCUUCCAACCAUCCACAGGGUGUUGGCUCUGUCCCUCUUGCCUCUGCUCUUCCUUCUCCUGGAUUUUUCCGCUCUGCUGUCACUCCUGAGGUUGCUGCCCCUGGUGCUGCCACCCCUGCCACUGCCACGCCUGCUGCUGCUCCUGUAACCGCAGCAGGAAGUGGGGGUGGUGGGAGAGGGGACGGUGGGAGUAGGGACGGUGGGAGCGAGGGCAGGGCUGUGAGGGCGGGUGGUGUGAAAAGAAAGGCGGGUGAGGUUGAGGGUGAGGAGGGAGAAGAGAGUGCAGUGCUUGGGGAAGGAGUAGGGAAAGGGUCCGGGAAGAGUAGGCGUGUGGAGGGGGAGGUGGCAGUGGGGCAAGGAGGAGGGCAGGAUGGGGCUGGUGGGGGGAGUGGGGCAGGUGGGGGAAGUGGUGCAGGUGGGGAGAAACGGGAGCAGGCAGGAUGUGAAGAAGAUGUUGGGGUGGGUGGUGGAGGUGUGGAGAAGCAAGUGUGUGGCGACCAAGGUGAGAGCUCCGAUGCGGUGGGAAGUGGUGGAGACGACACAAUCAUGGGUGGUGCCUCGUCACAAGACAAGCUUGAAGCAAAUGGAAGGGAGGGGCGGCACGUGAGUCGGUGGGUGAAUCAUCAUCUGAGGGCCAUCCCUGCAAGCACCAUAGGUCGCAACGACCACACGUGGGCAGCCAUAGCAGCGGGUGUGGCAGCAGAGCGGGCGCUCUUCAACCAGUCCGCCAACCAGCGCCUCUACCUCUCCCUCUCCGCCCGCGCCCUUGCUGCCGCUGCCUCAUCACCCGCCAACCUCGCUUCUCCCUCGUCCCCCUCUGCUGCCGCAGCUGCUUCUGUCACUCAAGUUCAUAGUGCUGCCGCUCCACUCGCGGCCGCUGGUUCUUCCGCUGAAGCUGCAGGUCUGGCAGUUAAGUUUCCGGAUGAUACCAGGCCAAUCUCCAUAGCUGAUGCCUUGGCUCGGGCAUCCGUGGCUCGGGCGCUCCGAGCCACAGGCUUGGAUGGGCCGUCACCACCGGGAUCUCCAAAGAGGGAGGACGCAGGGCGGGAUAAGGGGCAGCAGGGGGCCGGGGAAGAGAGUACGAAGCCUGUGAAGGCACCUCAACCUGCUGCUGCCGUGCAGGCAGGCAGGGAGCGUGACAAUGUGGAGUGUGAUUCUAAAGUGGGUGAUGGAAAGGUUGAAGGGGCUAAGGGCAGUGUGCAGCGACAGCAGCAAGGAAGGGAGGCAGAGAGGGUGGCACAUAGAGAGAGAGCAGCAGGCAAGAGUAGUGGUGAAGCAGCGGGUGUUGGUGGCACAGGUGGCACACAGCAGGGCGAGCAGGACGAGCAGGGGCGGGUGGAGGGCGAAGGAAGGGAGGGGCAGGGGGAGAGGAGGCAAGGGGAGGGCGGGGCGAGUGGGGAAGCUGUGGUGGAGGCCGGGCCAGUCCCGGGGGCGGGGAGGGCGAUGCAGGGGAGGUGCUGGAUGGGGACUGUGGAGCCAGUGUAG
Molecule: messenger RNA, 3588 nt
Organism: Closterium sp. Yama58-4
Lineage: Eukaryota; Viridiplantae; Streptophyta; Zygnematophyceae; Desmidiales; Closteriaceae
Source: the annotation of a GenBank genome assembly